UAGCUCGAUCACACCCCGAGGCCUUCAGACACUUUAUGCGUCUAUAAAAAGAGCUUUCCUCCUCGAAGGAAGCAACAGAAGAUCCGCUCCUACUGAGUGCCUCAUCACAGAGCAGAGAGAAAGCAGAAGAGGAGGAGAGACUGUUAGGAGUUGCCACUCUGGAAGAUUUGUGGUGAAACGGAGAGUUAAAAAAAUAGAAUAGAGGAGAAGGACAUUUUUGGAAAAGGCUGAAGAUGGUGUAUCUGUGCUGGUUGUUAGUGGUGAUGAUGGCAUAUGUGUGCGUCCCCGGGUUCGGGUCGGUGUGCUGGGACAGCUCCAUCUGCAACGACCUGAGUACCAAAGAAAGGAUACUGGACUGUAUCGACCUCUGCGUGUCUGUGAUCCAAACUGAAUUCCCACAGCUCAGUGCGUUGGCCCUGAAGUUUAAUGAUGAUGACCUCUUACUCAGCAUCAUUAUGGCCACCCUGGUUUCUGAAGACAAGUUAUCAGAGGCAGAUCUGAAAGCUCACAGUGACCUGCGACGCUCCUAUUCAAUGGAACAUUUCCGCUGGGGCAAACCAUCUGGUCGUAAACGCCGACCGAUAAAAGUUUUCGCCUCUUCUCUGGAGGGAGGGGGCUCCUCGGAGGGCACUUUCCUCCCUCAGUCUCGCAGACAGCUGAGCAGUUAUGAGGACGAAGUAAAGGAAGAGGCGGAUGGAGGAAGUAAAAACCAGGGAUUGCAGAGCGCCAGGGUCAGCUCAAAGUCACAUGUCACACAGGAGAGAAAAGAUGGGACGUAUCGGAUGAGUCACUUCAGAUGGGGGCGCCCACCUGCCUCAAAACGUAAUGGUAGAUUUUUGAAGCCAUGGAAGGUGAAAUCUCAGGGGAAGAUGUCCAGUUCUCCAGUCACAUUAUAGUCACAGAUGUGCAGAUGGUAAUGGGCUGAAUGGAGGAGAAGGAAUGGCCGGCUAGUUAAAAGAAUCUAAUAGCCAUUGCAUGUUAGUACCUGCAGGUCUAAAUUUUAAAUUACUGAAACUUGUCACUAUAAUUAGCAUGUUCAAUAUCUUUUCUGAGCCAACAAUGUGUCUGUUAUUGAAACCUUAAGGAUAGAAACAACAUGUUUUUCUGUUAAAUAAAAACAGUGCACCCACAGAUUGCCUUGACCUCCUUGGUCUGAAUUGAAAGCUUUCUUAGGAAUGUUUUUUUUUCUUUUUUUCUCAUAUGUAACGUAAAUUGAUCCAUAUGUUUUGAUAAACAGAGAAUGCCAUUUCAAGGCCAGAGGUGGGUGUGAAUGAAAGUAUUUUGAAAUCGAUUCAGUUUAUUUACAGUGUGGUUUCUUUUUGUAAAUUAAUAUAAUAUUAAAGAUCAUUUUUGUUUGUCGCAAAAA
Plectropomus leopardus (leopard coralgrouper) is the source of this 1366-nucleotide messenger RNA. RefSeq names its product pro-opiomelanocortin-like. The record is from RefSeq and is a predicted model, not a curated record. Gene Ontology annotation, cellular component: extracellular region. Gene Ontology annotation, molecular function: neuropeptide hormone activity. NCBI's taxonomy places the organism in Eukaryota, Metazoa, Chordata, Actinopteri, Perciformes, Serranidae. Gene Ontology annotation, biological process: neuropeptide signaling pathway.